AUGCGUCUCAGCACCGUAUCCCUCUCGCUCCUAUCCACCCUCGCACUGACUUUGUCGGAGUGCGCACAAGCAAGAACCAUCAUCAUGCCUCGCACUCCCACACCCUUCAACACGCCCAACCUGAACGCUCCGCACGCUCUCCCCAUCUCUUCUCGUCGCGCUCAAGAAGCUCAUGCGCGCAGCAUCUCCUACGAAGAAGAUGCUCGUGCGAUCAGCGGCGGAUCUGCGCACGAAAUGCUGCGGUCCACCGGCCAGUCGGAUUUGGAAUCGGAGUCGGAAGCGAGCCAGCUUGCUCGAAGCGUAGGGAUGGAGGUGGGAAGCGUGAGAGAGAAGAGGGAUGUGCGUGCGCAUGAGGAGGAGCAGGAGCAGGAGGAGGAAGAGAAGCGCGGCUCGCGUAGCUCCGCUGCUUGGUCAAGGGAGGAAAAGCGGCAGAAGAGCAAAAGACGAGCGGCUGCUGCGUGGCAAAGCGCCGAUGCGGAGGUCAAGCUGGUCUAGAUGACUGGCUGACCGUCAAUCACGC
Ceraceosorus guamensis is the source of this 520-nucleotide messenger RNA. RefSeq lists its product as hypothetical. The coding region runs from base 1 to 495 and encodes 164 amino acids. The record is from RefSeq and is a predicted model, not a curated record. Lineage: Eukaryota; Fungi; Basidiomycota; Exobasidiomycetes; Ceraceosorales; Ceraceosoraceae. The transcript is spliced from 2 exons.